This is a messenger RNA of Choloepus didactylus (southern two-toed sloth), 735 nucleotides long. Its product is annotated as zinc finger CCHC domain-containing protein 10-like. The record is from RefSeq and is a predicted model, not a curated record. Bases 1 to 735 code for a protein of 244 amino acids. Lineage: Eukaryota; Metazoa; Chordata; Mammalia; Pilosa; Megalonychidae. The transcript has 2 exons. Gene Ontology annotation, molecular function: zinc ion binding; nucleic acid binding.
AUGUUUCAGGAGGCAAGUGCCAUAUUAGUGACCCUCUUAGAACAUGCCUUUGACAGCUACUGUCAUCUGCAGGAGAAGCUAAAACAGCAGAAACAACUCUCAAUCCAUCACCCAAAUAAACAGGAUGAACACAGAAAGCCGCUCCUACCUCCAGGGCUCGGGUUGUCCCCUCCCUGGCAUCUCCUUCCUCCUCGGCAACAGAGACUCCCCAGUCCACUUCCUGGAAAAGGCUACAUCAGAAGGGAUGAGCUCGGGCCAGUGAGGGAAGCAAAUAAGCAACAUGUAAGAUGUCAGAAAUGUUUAGAAUUUGGACACUGGACUUAUGAAUGCACAGGAAAAAGAAAAUACCUACACAGGACUUCAAGAACAGCAGAACUAAAGAAAGCUUUAAAAGAAAAAGAAAACAGAUUAUUAUCACCACAAAGCAUUGGAAAAACUAAUGUAGAAAAAAAGACCAAGAAAACAAGGUCUAAGUGUGUAACCAGUUCCAGUACAAAUAGCAGGGACAGUUCAGCCAGUGAUUCUUCAUCAGAAAAUGAAGAAACUUCUUCUUCACCCUCCUCAGAGGAUAGUGACACUGAUGAAAGCUCUUCUAGUCUUUCAUCUUCAGCUUCCUCCACAAGUUCUUCCUCCUCUUCUGAUUCAGACUCAGAUUCCAGCUCCUCCAGUAGCAGUAGCACCACCAUAAAUAGCAGCUCUGAGGAUCAACCACCAAAGAAGAAGAAAAAGAAAUAG